AUGGCAACAAAUACAAAUUCAAAUUACACUCUGGUCCCUUGGAAACUGUUCCGACAAGAGCUUCACGCUGUCCACCCUAUAUCGUCCGGAUUAGAGGCACUCGCGCUCAAAUCCACGAUAGAUCUCACUUGUAACGACUUUAUUUCCAAUUUCGAAUUCGACGUCUUUACGAGGUUAUUUCAACCGUGGGGCACGCUGCUGCGCAACUGGCAGAUCCUGGCCGUCACGCACCCGGGCUACGUAGCGUUCCUGACAUACGACGAAGUCAAAGCGCGCCUGCAGAAAUACAUCACCAAAGCGGGAAGCUACGUGUUCAGGUUAUCCUGCACGAGGCUAGGACAAUGGGCAAUUGGCUAUGUAACGGCAGAAGGAGAUAUAUUGCAAACGAUACCUCAAAACAAAUCACUUUGUCAAGCUCUGCUCGAUGGAUUUCGGGAAGGAUUUUAUUUGUAUCCUGAUGGAAGAGCAGUAAAUCCAGAUCUAAGUUGGGCUGUUCAAUCUCCUUCAGAAGAUCAUAUAGCUGUUACACAAGAACAAUAUGAACUUUAUUGUGAAAUGGGGAGCACGUUCCAACUGUGCAAAAUAUGUGCUGAAAAUGAUAAGGACAUCAAAAUCGAGCCUUGUGGACACCUUCUUUGUACGCCUUGUCUUACAUCCUGGCAAGUUGAUUCCGAUGGCCAAGGUUGUCCAUUCUGCAGGGCCGAAAUCAAAGGCACAGAGCAAAUAGUUGUGGAUGCUUUUGAUCCAAGGCGACAGCAUCAGAGAAAUUCUAAUUCUAAUUCAACUUCAAAUAAUUGUUCGAAGACCUUGGUUCAAACGCAAUCUAAUAAUUCCAACAACAGUUGUGAAGAUGCAUUUGAUGAUGCGGAGGAUUCCGGAGACUUCAACUUCUCUACAAGCACUCUGCACGCCCUCAGUGGUAAACUGAAGCUCUCCCGUAGUCCACCAAUGUCACCAAGACCUAGCCGAAGGUCUUUAACACCCAGCAGUUCCACAAUCGUCCAAAACCAUUCACAAGUUUCUUCCUCAGUAACAAGUACCUCAAACUCUGAAAUAUCAUCACAGGAUUCGACAUCGUCAUCAGCAACUAGUAGCAACUCCGUUUCCAAUUCGCGCCAAAAUGCAGAUAUAUUUUUGUAUCCUGAAGAAGUUUUGACCCAAGAGCCCGAGGGAGUUGUAUAUAACGGUUACAAUAUGCCUCGAAUAGCGAGCUCGAAGAAAAUGGGGAAUCAAGAAAUUUCAAGUAAAAAUUUGAGACAAGUUUGUCAACAUUCGGCAGUUCAGGAUAAUGUUGUGAGGCAGGAUCCUACAGCGCCUCCUCUGCCGCCACGGAAAAGUGCAGCUGAAAUUUCUCUUCCUGCAGUGAAAGAACUGAAAAAUUCGAACAAAUCGAAUAUUACGUCUAGUUUAACGAAUUUGAAUGAUGCAGGUCAAUCUGCUGUACAGAAUAUGCUGCAGUUGCCGCCUAAAACAUUGACGGGCAGUAAAAGUUCAGAAAAUUUAUCGAAUCUUGAUCCUUUGACGAAGACUAAACAAGCGUCUUUGGAUUCUGAACAAGAUAUCAAAUCCAAUGUGAAAUUGUUCUCUUUUGAUGUCCCCAAAACUAUUGCUCCACCUGUUCCUGUAACGGAGAGUAAAAUAGAGAAAUGUUUUAUAUCAUCAUCAAACGAAGUUAUUGUUGGACCUGCUGAAACUAUUAUAGGGCUUAUAGACACGCGAACUCCUAAUCAAAUAAAAUUAUUUAAUGGUAAAUCUGAAGAAACCAAUGGUCAACAAAGUGCAAACAACUCACAAACCACAAAUUUGUACCACAUAAAAACCAGUUCUUCAAAUUCUCACAUCAGACACCAGUCCUUACCCAUGGUGGCAGUCUUAACUCAGGCAACUUCAAAUACACCUUCAAAAUCUCAAACUGUAUCAGAAAAAUUAGCGUACGAGAACGUUAAUGUGCAAUUAAAAUUUAAACAAAAUCCAUUAUGCAUGGCCAGUUGUAGUAAAGAUGAGGACAUGAUGAAUGUGCCAUAUGAAAAUAUUAAUUUAGAAUACAUAGCAAAAUUAGUUUCCGAAGGUUAUUCGAAAGAAAACGUUAUUAGGGCUUUAGGUAUAUCAAGGAAUAACAUUGAAAUGGCUUGUGAUAUUUUGCACGAGUUUGCCUCCAAAAAUAGUUGUUCACAUUGA
This is a messenger RNA of Ctenocephalides felis (cat flea), 2178 nucleotides long. Its product is annotated as phosphatidylinositol 3-kinase 2-like. Gene Ontology annotation, molecular function: calcium ion binding; receptor tyrosine kinase binding; ubiquitin protein ligase activity. Gene Ontology annotation, biological process: negative regulation of epidermal growth factor-activated receptor activity; signal transduction. The coding region runs from base 1 to 2178 and encodes 725 amino acids. Lineage: Eukaryota; Metazoa; Arthropoda; Insecta; Siphonaptera; Pulicidae. The record is from RefSeq and is a predicted model, not a curated record. Gene Ontology annotation, cellular component: membrane raft; plasma membrane. The transcript is spliced from 8 exons.